ACUGUGUGUGUGGAUGUACGACGAAAAAGGACGGAUUUUACUAACCAAACAUAGACCAUGGUCAUGGCUGAGAGAUCGAAGGGUCACGUUCGGGUGGGAUUUUAUGAUAUUGAAAGGACUAUCGGAAAGGGGAACUUUGCGGUGGUCAAACUGGGAAAGCACCGUAUAACUAAAUCAGAGGUCGCCAUCAAGAUUAUAGAUAAGACACAACUGGAUGAAAAUAAUUUACAGAAAAUUGACAGAGAAGUUCAAAUACUGAAGAUGCUAAGUCAUCCCAAUAUAAUAAAACUUCACCAGGUUAUGGAAACAAAGAACAUGUUAUACCUAGUGUCAGAAUAUGCUCCUAAUGGUGAAAUAUUUGAUUACAUAGCCAGACACGGACGCAUGACGGAACAAGAGGCACGCAAGAAGUUUUGGCAGAUUAUACUUGCCGUGGAAUACUGUCAUAACCAUCAUGUCGUCCACAGAGAUCUGAAGGCUGAAAAUCUGCUGUUAGAUGCCAAUAUGAAUAUAAAAAUAGCCGACUUUGGCUUUGGUAAUUACUUCAAGACGGGUGAACACCUGGCCACGUGGUGUGGGAGUCCUCCUUAUGCUGCUCCAGAGGUGUUUGAAGGAAAGAAAUACUUGGGUCCCCAGAUUGAUAUAUGGAGUCUGGGUGUAGUUCUGUACGUGUUAGUAUGUGGUGCACUACCAUUUGACGGCCAUAAUCUACAGAUGUUGCGGGAUCGUGUCUUGUCGGGCCGGUUCCGAAUUCCCUUCUUUAUGUCAACAGAAUGUGAAAAUCUCAUUCGCCGUAUGUUGGUGCUUGAUCCUUCCAAGCGCUUGACCAUUGGUCAGAUCAAGAAGCACAAAUGGAUGACCUCUGAUGGCGGCCCACCUAAGCUGCAGUCACCUCCUAGUCCAAUUAUUGGGUAUAAUGCGAAGAUUGGCGAGUUUAACGAGCAGAUUUUACGCCUAAUGCAUAGUCUUGGAAUUGACCAACACAAAACUAUGGAGGCAUUAAAGAGUGAUGCAUAUGAUCACUAUACUGCCAUAUAUUACCUCCUCUUGGAGCGCUUAAAACAGCACCGGAGCAGUUUCCCACCGGAAAAUCGAAUAGAUCCUCGAAAGCGCAGACCAAGUACCAUAGCGGAGCAGGCCAUGCUUCACCACACACAGACUAGUCAAUCAGAUCACAUGACUGGAUGCAUGCAACGUACACCACUAGUCAACGUCAAACAGGGCAUGUUUAGUCAUACAACAGACUGUACAAAUCCACCCAAUAUAAACUUCUUAAAUGAUAUUGAUAUUCCAACGCCCAGUGUUCCUGGAUGUUUACAGGAAAUUGUCUCCACAGGGGUUACGACAAAGACAGCUACUGCUACCCCGCGUUCCACACGCCUCAUAACAACGUCUAUAGAUGAGGGUGUAGAGGUAGACAUCAUGGACUCACCUGAUGAUAAUAGUGUGGCUAGUAAAGGCCAGUUUGUGCGCGACGGUUUUGGCAUGGGACUCAUACCGAGCUGUGCUUUUGGUGACUUGUCACAGUUGAACGCAAACGGUAAUAGUAGUAUAACCUCUAUUAGCACAGGAAUUGGCUCACCUUUUGCCAGUUUUGACUCUUCAAUGGAGCCUGAUUUUAUGUCUAGUCUUUCCGAAGGUUCCCAGCAGUCAACAGGAUCUGGGUCCCUAUCUGGUGGCCCUAAUUAUGUCACCGGUAAUCCUGAUCCUGCUGCCAUGGUCAUGAAUUCUGGUGCUAUUGGUGACUCGUAUCAGGAGAAUACUGGCUCUGUUGAGGUAUCAGGGUCCGAAGAGUACUCACAAGAUCGCAAUCAAACGCGUUCUCCUGUCAACUUCCGUGAGGGGCGGCGUGCUAGUGAUGGAUUAGUUGCACAAGGAAUAUUUGCAUUUAGACAACGACUUCAAAAUAGUAUGCGAGCUGAGGGCAUGAUUGAGCUGCGGGAGGAGCACCAGCAUCUGCAGCACAUGUAUAGUGGAAUGCCCAGCAAUGAGCAGGUGGUGGCUCUUCAGCAACAGCACUCGGAGUACCUGGAGAAAAACGGACGACAGUGGUCACUAGAGGACGGUCAACACGGCCAACCUCCCAGACCUUCAAGACCUUUGAUGAAAAGGAUGAGCUUGCCAUCAGAGACAUUCGAUCUGCAGCCUCACAGGCUCCUUGCAAUUAAACAAAGCAUGCAAGUUGAGCGAGAGCUUGAUCGUGUCACCAGUAGUGAGGAAUUGACCCAGCAAGGGGUAGCACCUCCAUUCUCUCAGCAAUACGACUACUCGAUGCAGAACAAACCGUUGCAGCAGCAAUUCUUACAGCAUCGACUGCAGCAGAAAAGGCAGACACUGCAGAAGCAGACUCCGCUUCAACAUCAGUUCCAACAGAUGCAUAUUGUCCCAGGUGACCAAGCCUCAUUAUCAUCAGCCAAUCAAAUUCCUUACAUUUGUAAACAGAGACAUGCUAAUAAACAUGAUGAGUUGAAUCAUCUUAGUCGACCGCCAGUGAUUAGAAAGAUCUCUUACAAGCUGGCACAACAGCAGCCGGUCAUGCCUCCUAUGUCUGAUGGGGGUGACGCACCGUGGCAACAAAAUAUGCUGCCACCUACGCAAGAGAAUGACGGCCAGGAAGAAAGUGUGCAGGAGCGUGUCCCAAUGCAGAAUGUGUCUGUUGUCAUUCAGCAACUUCAGCAACAACAGCAGAGGACGGUGAGUGUACCGCCUCUGUACACGACACAGCUUCAACAACAGCAGCAGAAUCAACAACAGAAUCAACAGAUGCUGGACUACCAGCAAAAUCAGCAACAACAACAACUACAACAACAACAGAAUCAACAAAUUGAACAACAGCAGCAGUCCGUGUCACAUCACUCACCAAGCCGCAAAAAUGCAUUCAUACCCCAGGGAGGGGAACUAGCACUCCUUCAACAACAAUAUGCAUUGGAAAAACAACUACAGCAACAACAACAACAACAACAGCAACAACAGCAGCAGCAACAGCUGCCUAGCUUCACCUUUACAGGGGUGCCAUUGAAUGAUGAAGUUUUGGUUGCAGACAUUAAUAAUUCUCAUAUUUCACUCAGCAUCGAUUCAAGUCAGCUGUCCCUUACACAGUUGCCCUCCACCUCUCCCCACUCCUCUACUGAGUCACUGAAACAGGGCUCAUGGGACUCACAGCAUCAUAACGGAGUUAUCUCCCCUCCUAGUCACACAACACAGGACACAGGUGUGGUCGUGUCGCCAUAUUAUAUGACCCCGCCUAUGGUGACCGCCAUCGAUGAACAAAUGGAUGUGUCGUAGCCAUUGUGGUGUAUUGUAUGAAUGUGUGUGCGGUCAUGUGUACGGCAUGAUAUAUGUGUACAUAUGUUUUCACACCGCUAUGCGUGCAUGUAAUAUGUAAGUUUGCGUUUCAAUGUAUGUAUGUUUAACAUGUAAGGAUAUGGAUGUAUGUGUAAGUUAUUAGUGUACACACGUGUACUCAUUGUACAAGUAUAGCGUGUGCAGGGUCUGGAUCUUUAAUCUUCAAAUUACUGAAAAUCAUGAUAAGGAGUUUUUAAUACUUAAUUAUAAAUAGGCAUCAAAUGCCUUGUUAUUGCAGUCAACUACAUUUAGUAUCCAUUAUAUAAAAAAGGAUUGGUGCAAUUACUGUUUUACAACAGGAAGUCCUGUUCUGUUGGGGAACAGAGUGAUUUUAUUGUCAUGGCUACUUUGUAGAAAACUGAUCCAGACAAUAAGAGUAAGUGUGUAAGUUAUGAGUGUCUUGUUGUAACCCUACAGAGUAGAGACCCCGGGAUCAAGUUGUUCUAGUGUUAUGGUCGUUGAGUUCUUCUUUCUAUAAGCCUUUUGACUUUAAAAAGGAAUUUACAAGGGGUAUAUCUAAAUCAUUUUUAGGUUAAAUUUGUCAUUUUCAAGUUAAAUGUCAUUGUCCUAAAUUUUGUGUGUACAUCAUACUUUAUAUCUUUCCCUCUUCAUUAUAAAGACUCUUGAUAUUUUCAAUUGAAAAAAAUUAUACUAUGCCAUC
Messenger RNA from Ylistrum balloti, 4006 nucleotides. Its product is annotated as serine/threonine-protein kinase SIK2-like. Gene Ontology annotation, molecular function: ATP binding; protein serine/threonine kinase activity; tau-protein kinase activity. The record is from RefSeq and is a predicted model, not a curated record. Lineage: Eukaryota; Metazoa; Mollusca; Bivalvia; Pectinida; Pectinidae. Gene Ontology annotation, cellular component: cytoplasm. Gene Ontology annotation, biological process: protein phosphorylation; intracellular signal transduction; microtubule cytoskeleton organization. Bases 58 to 3285 code for a protein of 1075 amino acids. The transcript is spliced from 8 exons.